Messenger RNA from Aspergillus oryzae RIB40, 330 nucleotides. Its product is annotated as thioredoxin family protein. Gene Ontology annotation, molecular function: protein-disulfide reductase activity. Lineage: Eukaryota; Fungi; Ascomycota; Eurotiomycetes; Eurotiales; Aspergillaceae. The coding region runs from base 1 to 330 and encodes 109 amino acids. The record is from RefSeq and is a predicted model, not a curated record. The transcript has 2 exons.
AUGCCUGUUACAGCUAUCGAAUCAUACCAACAGUUCCAGGAGCUUAUCACCGGUGAUAAGCCUGUUUUAAUUGAUUUCUGGGCAACAUGGUGUGGACCUUGCAGAGCAAUCUCCCCUGUUUUUGAGGAAAUGUCAAACGCCGAGGGCUUUGAUAAUGUCGGGUUUUAUAAAGUUGAUGUCGAUGCACAAGAACAAAUUGCCCAAGAAGUUGGUAUUAGAGCAAUGCCUACUUUCAUGCUCUUUCGCAAUGGUGCCAAAGUUGGCGAUCUGGUUGGAGCUAAUAGCCAAGGAUUGACAGAGCUUGUUAAAAAGGCAACUGCUCUCCCCUAA